AACACCCUUGGAAAUUCUAUAGGUUAAACUCGAGAAGGAGCAUGCACAACUUCACAAAAAAUUCAGCAGAAUUGUUACUGAGAAUGAAACCAGGAAAGCACAGUGUUUGGAUUUGGAGGAGAUAAAUAAUGAUUUGAAGCAACAAACUAUCAAGAUAGCAGGAGAUCUAGAACACGCUGCUGAAGAAGAAGAACGCCUAAUGACGGAAGUGGGAAACUUGAAAACUCAGCUGGAAGCAGAGAUGUCAGAGAAGGAUAAACUUGCAGUUAAGAUUCAGGACAAAGAUAAGGAGUUGGACAUUUUAGGACAACAGAGCAAUGAAACCAAUUCAACACUAAUGAUGAAUCUUAAUGACAAGCAAAAGGAAAUGGAAAAUCUGGAGAGCAAGAUUGCUGAUUUAACUGGAGACUACACGAAUGCAUCUACCAAAGUCAAGGGGCUUGAGCUCGAGAAUGGAAGCUUGACAAUGAAUCUCAAUGGUCAGCAAACUCGGAUUGAAAAUCUAGAAAGCAAGCUUGCUGACUUAACUGGGGAUUACGCAAAUGCCACGACCAAAGUCAAGGAGCUUGAGAUUGAGGGAGAGAAAAUGCAGCGAAAAAAUGAAGGAGUAAAGGCAGAUAUAGCCAAAAUGGAGUUGAACUGUGACGUCAGAAUUGCUGACAUGAUUGCUCUCUUAGAUAAACACAAGUUGAGAGAUGAGAAAAAACUCGAAAUAAAAUGCAAGGAAGUGAAAGACAUGGCCAAAAAACUUGAAGAAUGCAAGCAAAAGGAGCUCGCUAAUACAGGUCAGAUAAAGAACAUGCAGCUGAAGCUGAAGGAAGCUGAGCAAAAAGAAUUAGAGAGCAAAGGCUUGAAGGAGAAAUGUGAACAGCUUGAAAAAUGUGCUGAAAGGGUUAAACAGCUCGAAGGGGAUGUGGCAGUAAGAGACCAAGAAAUGAAAGAAUUGCUACAAGCUGUGAAGAACAUGGAGCAGCGAAGGGUUGUGGAACCAGUCACUCCUGUGGCACAGACACCAAAGCGAGUAUCACUCCCUCCAACAAGGAGAAAAACACCGCAGACACCCAAAACGCCAGUGAGAGACCAAGAAAAGAUGACGCAGAUGAAGACAACGAUGAGUACGCCACUAGCAGGAAUACUAAAGAAUCGCAGCUCGUCGAUAACUAGGAAACGAUCCGUAGUCUUUAGCGAAAUGGACGGUGCCGACUCCUCCGCAUCUGAACAUAUGGAGGUUGACUACAAGGAAAUACAAGCACGCUUCCAGGUCAUGCAGAAAGGGUCUGCAAGUGGAUCAGUCAGGAAGACUGGCUUCGCCUAUACAAGGGUCCCAUCCACACCCCAGGCUAUGGCAAGAGAAUCUACUGCAAAGCAGCAGCAGCAGCAGAAAAAGAUGAAGGUAUCAGAAGAGGAGUCGAAGCAAUUUGAUACCAUCUUCUUCCCCAAAGAGAACAACGGUGCAAAUAUUAACAUAAAGCAGCAGGAACAAAUUGCUGUAAACCAACAGAAAACAAACAACAAGUUCGUCAAGAAUUCGUGCAAAGACAGACGCAGAGACUUUGAGAAGAAGGGGGAAAUUAAAAAGGCAGAUCUGGCCUGGUUUGAAACGCAGGACAUGUUUGGAUUUGAGGCUGAAGACUGAACAUGCAUGAUUCCCAUAAAUAAUUAAAGGUGACAGCAGACAGUCGUGUCUCAGUAAUGAUGAUGAGUGAAAGACAUCUAUCAAUUCCAGUUUUUAAGUUUCCCUAAAUUACUGUUACUGUCACUCGGAGAGUGAGCAUUGUGAAGUAACAAUUAGCUUCUACACUUAAGGUUGCCCAUAUUUUAAAUAAUUGUUUCUUUACGGCAGGCCUCUGGUAAUUGAAACCUAGUGAGUCAAAAACACACACACUAUCAUAUUUAUAGAUAUGUUCAUAGUAAGUAAAACCAGUUCUCUGAAUAUUCUUUUUCCACACCAAAAAAAUUAACUCUUGUAUAUUACCUUUAAAUUAUUUGUAAUUUUGUGACAGUAAUUAAUAUUUAUAUUAACAUUAAUAAUUAUAUUGUAGAUGAUUUAAUAACUUCAAUGUUAAAGCAAUUAUUUAAUUAAAAUGACAUCGGUCUCUAAUAAAUAUGUUACUUGUACAUUUUAGUGAUCUAUAUUGUUUAACACUUGUGAUUUAGGUUUAUAUAAUAGAUAUUACUGUAUGUAUCUCAUAUAUAACCAAUUGUUAUGCUAGUAAACUGUUGGAUAUUGUGCAUAACCCUUUAAGUGUAAUGACUGUGUGCACAUAAAA
Molecule: messenger RNA, 2270 nt
Organism: Priapulus caudatus
Lineage: Eukaryota; Metazoa; Priapulida; Priapulimorpha; Priapulimorphida; Priapulidae
Product: neurofilament medium polypeptide-like
Exons: 14
Coding region: 200-1636 (478 amino acids)
Source: RefSeq, a predicted model, not a curated record